AUGAAACGUCUGUGGUCAUCUUCCGGAUGUGUGGCCAUCUCCAGAAUCGUCCGGCGAGGUAUCCGUCAGAAACGUCCAGUUCCGGAACCAUCACCAUCCGCAGCUAAUGCACCCGUUGAAUGGUUGAAGGAGUCGACGACAUAUGCAGACACUCAUUCGGCCGUUGUUGACCCGUAUACGAAAUCGCCUUAUCCGGAUGAGGAUAUAGAAGAACUUCUGAGGAAAGGCGAAGCUCAAAGCUCAAAGUCGUCUGCGUACAAGAAAUGGGUGGCAGAAAGGCAUAAAAAACGGAAAAUUUUUCAACUGAAUUUCGAUCAUAUUCCAAUAGAGGAACAAAUUGUUGCGCUAUUCCCUGGUCAAGGAGCACAACACGUUGGGAUGGGUUCAAAGCUCUCGGAAUGCCCAGAAGCUUGUCGAGUGUACGAUGAAGCAUCAGAAAUACUUGGCUACGAUAUCAAGAAACUUUGCUUAGAAGGUCCGAAAUCAAAACUCGAUCAAACAAUAUACUGUCAACCGGCCGUUUUUGUCAGCUCGAUGGCUGCACUCGAACUGGCGAAGAGCACGAAGAAUAGUUUCAUGGAUCGAGUUACAGACACGGCUGGUUUUAGUGUCGGUGAAUAUGCAGCGUUAGUGCUUGCUGGUGUGAUCUCAUUUCAGGAUGCAUUACGUCUCGUGAACACAAGAGCAAAACUGAUGCAUGAGUGUAAUCAGCGGAUUGCUUCGGGUAUGGUCACUGUCCGAGUAUCUGCCGCAUCUCGCCUCGAUGAAGCUAUGGCUGAUGCAAGGGAGUUGGCUAGUGAGAAGGGUGAGGAACCAAUAUGUGAAAUCGCGAAUUUCCUCUUCUGUGGAGUGAAAGUGGUUGGCGCCUCAAACACAUGCCUGAAAUUCCUGGAGGAUAAUCAAGAACGAUACGCGUUUCAGGUGCAGUUGCGAAGUUUUUUUAGUAUUCGAUCAAGCUUCUGA
Messenger RNA from Anisakis simplex (herring worm), 963 nucleotides. The record is from the annotation of a GenBank genome assembly. Lineage: Eukaryota; Metazoa; Nematoda; Chromadorea; Rhabditida; Anisakidae.